AUGACCAACCACUGGUCUCGCCUCCGUUCAAUGAGCAUCGCGAUCAAACGGGACAACCCCUAUGAGCAGGAUUCCGUCGUUCCGCUCUCCGGCAUGCUCCAGACCCUCAGCGCCCUGAGCACGCUCGCCGACCUCACGAUCACUCUCCAUCUGAAGUGUCCCCGGAUCUCCCUGUCCUCCGAAGAUAUCCAGGCAGCGGUCAGUGCGUGGCCCGCGCUCGAGAGCCUCCGGUUGUACACCAACCUGGAGCUGGCGCCCGUCACCUCGAACCUCCCCGAGGGGAGCGCGCGCGUCACGAUCGAUGCGCUGGCGCACUUCGCGCGGGGCUGCCUGGAGCUGAGGCCUGAGGACGCCACGGUGCUCUCCGCGAACGUGGACGAAGAAGACCUGACGAAGGGGACGACGUGUACGCAGCGCACGCUGAAGGAGCUGGUGCUAGGUGGUGUGGUAUCGAGCUGCCAGGACUGGCUUGCGGUGAGGGAGAGCGUGCUGCGGUACGCAUCGGAGUUGUUCCCUGUAGCCAACGUGUAUCUGGAUUCACACGCUCCACCUCUGGAGACACGGAAACAGCCCGCAAACGCACCGCAAACCGUCCGCGUCCUGCACGGCACCGCCGCGGCCGCGAACAAGAGCUCGCGUAGGCGGUCGGCCCCGUCCCUCUACCGCACUCGCCUCCUCUUCCCGUUCUCUGAGCACUCCGGCAUCCAUCGGCAGUAG
This is a messenger RNA of Epithele typhae, 717 nucleotides long. RefSeq lists its product as uncharacterized. The record is from RefSeq and is a predicted model, not a curated record. The coding region runs from base 1 to 717 and encodes 238 amino acids. NCBI's taxonomy places the organism in Eukaryota, Fungi, Basidiomycota, Agaricomycetes, Polyporales, Epitheliaceae. The transcript is spliced from 3 exons.